Fusarium vanettenii 77-13-4 is the source of this 1038-nucleotide messenger RNA. RefSeq lists its product as uncharacterized. Bases 1 to 1038 code for a protein of 345 amino acids. The transcript is spliced from 3 exons. NCBI's taxonomy places the organism in Eukaryota, Fungi, Ascomycota, Sordariomycetes, Hypocreales, Nectriaceae. The record is from RefSeq and is a predicted model, not a curated record.
AUGGCCAGGCCCCCUCGGCGUCGUCCUCUGCGAAACAAAGCUAAAGCUAAACACUUUGCCCCUCGCUAUGUGAAGCUCUCCUCAUUGAGCUCAUGUUCUCAACGCACAGACAAAAUCAACCAGUCAAUUGGUUCCCAUUCUCAGAGAGCCAAUGCCACCAUCGCUGCCGGACAAGGCCACCAUGUUCCACACGACGCCUACGUAAUUCCCCUCCCUCGACUCUCUCAUCCACAAGAUGCAACUACGCCUCAGCCGGAAGCCCCAUCUAAGAGACCACAUCCCAUCAGCUCACACAGCGAUGAUCACCAUGAGUCUAGGCCCCCACAGAAGCGUCAUUGUGGUCGUGGCGAUGACACUCUUGGGCUCUUCAAGUCGGCCUCACCCAAGGUCCUGUCCAUCCCUUUACCCUCUGGCGGGUCUCCCCUUCGCAUUCCCAUCGGUCCUGAACUCCCAGGAGAUGCUAUAGACAGCGCUCAGGAACGUUUAUGCCACUCAUCCCUACCCAUUAUGUCCCGGUCUCUUGCUAAAAACCUCCUUGAGAAACACGAGCCUGACAUGCCCGUUGGGUCUAGGGGCCACACCAAGUCUCUCUUUAAGAGUUCUGGUAAUGAAAUUGCACCGCGCGAGAGAUUGGAUGGGCAAAAAUGGCAAGAAUGCGAAACAAUUCCACGCAGGAUCAUAAAUAUGAAACACGGUCUCUUUGAUGGGGUUCUCAGACACCAACCCCUCUCGGAACCAAGCAAGACAUCUUCCAACAAAGAAAAUUUGGUUCAGAAUCCCAAAACAGCCACAGCUCGGAUCUUGAGCCUUUGGUUCUUCCUUUUCGCCUGUCUUCUCGGUGCCUUCAUUGGCGGCAUGGUCCUCCACAGUCAUCUAGCCCCAGAGUUUCCCGCAGUUAUGUGGGAGCUAAAUGAUCACGAACCUUUGCAUUGCUCUGGCGACAAGAUCAAGAUCUGUUCCUGGGCAGAGGGACCUAGGCAAUGGAUUAAGAAGCUGGGACUGGACAUCAAGUCCAGGAGGCCUGGAUCAUUUGAUUGA